UUCCACCUCCCAGUUUCCCAAGGGCAUUUCCGGUUCCGGCUGCGGGCCGGAGAAGACAUGGCGGCGUCUGCGUCCGCGGCAGCGGGGGACGAGGACUGGGUCCUUCCCUCUGAAGUCGAAGUGUUAGAGUCUAUCUAUCUGGAUGAACUACAGGUGAUUAAAGGAAAUGGCAGAUCUUCACCUUGGGAGAUCCACAUCACUCUGCACCCGGCCACUGCAGACGACCAGGAUUCACAGUAUGUCUGCUUCACUCUGGUGCUUCAGAUCCCAGCUCAGUAUCCCCAUGAGGUACCACAGAUCUCUAUUCGGAAUCCCCGAGGACUCUCGGAUGAACAGAUCCACACGAUCUCACAAGCACUGGGCCAUGUAGCCAAGGCCAGGCUGGGCACCGCCAUGCUCUAUGAACUCAUUGAGAAAGGGAAGGAAAUUCUCACAGAUAACAACAUCCCCCAUGGACAGUGCGUCAUCUGCCUCUAUGGCUUCCAGGAGAAGGAAGCCUUUACCAAAACACCUUGUUACCACUACUUCCACUGCCACUGCCUGGCUCGGUACAUCCAGUACAUGGAGCAGGAGCUGAAGGUGCAAGGGCAGGAACAGGAGCAGGAACGGCAGCAUGUGGCCAACAAACAGAAAGCAGUUGGUGUGCAGUGUCCAGUAUGCAGAGAGCCCCUUAUAUAUGACCUUGCUGCACUGAAAGCGGCCCCCGAGCCCCAACAUCCCAUGGAGCAGUACCAGCCCAAUGCAGAGAGCUUGCGCCAGCAAGAAGAACGCAGGCGGCUCUACCAGAGGCAACAGGAGCAGGGGGGCAUCAUUGACCUUGAGGCCGAGCGGAACCGGUAUUUCAUCAGCCUUCAGCAGCCUCCUGCCCCUGUGGAACCCGAGUCAGCUGCAGAUGUCUCCAGAGAAUCCCAUCUGCCCAGCGUCCUUCCUUCAGAACUAUCCACCUCACCAACCGUCCAGCCCACCCUGCCAGCUCCACUGCCUAUGGCCACCCAGUACACAUUUGAGAAGAUUCCAGGCACCGGGGCAAAUCAGCAGAGGCCAAAUGAGACCCAGAAAGCUAUGCGAGGUACCCCCCAGCCCAGUCGCCCCUGGCGACAGCCUGAACGGAGGUACCUGAAAGGGGAGUGCUGUGCCCCCAAAGGUACCAGUGAUGCCCAGGAACUGCUGCCUCCUGAGGGUCCCCUCAAGAAGUCCAUGGACCUAAAACCAGAACCCCAUAACCAAGGGGUUGAAGGUCCUCCUCCAGGGAAGGGGCCUGGAAGCUGGCAAGGGGCCUCAUCCCGCAGGACUCGGGACUGUGGUCGCUGGGAGCGUUCCAAAGGCAGGACGCCGGGUUCUUCCUAUCCCCGCCUGUCUCGAGGCCAGGGAGCAUACAGGCCUGGUGCUCGGAGGGAGCCGCUGGGCCUGGAGUCUGAGGAUGGUUCCUAGCAGUACUGUGGGGUCUGGGAGCUGGAGAUGGGAGGGGGGCAAUAAAGAUACUUGGCCUUGUUUGGCUUUCUUUGCUUAGUA
Tupaia belangeri chinensis (Chinese tree shrew) is the source of this 1512-nucleotide messenger RNA. RefSeq names its product ring finger protein 25 (gene RNF25). Bases 58 to 1431 code for a protein of 457 amino acids. Gene Ontology annotation, molecular function: protein binding; ubiquitin protein ligase activity. Gene Ontology annotation, cellular component: nucleus. Gene Ontology annotation, biological process: protein ubiquitination. The record is from RefSeq and is a predicted model, not a curated record. The transcript is spliced from 10 exons. NCBI's taxonomy places the organism in Eukaryota, Metazoa, Chordata, Mammalia, Scandentia, Tupaiidae.